Molecule: messenger RNA, 1479 nt
Organism: Babesia bovis T2Bo
Lineage: Eukaryota; Apicomplexa; Aconoidasida; Piroplasmida; Babesiidae
Product: putative protein transport protein SEC61 subunit alpha
Exons: 4
Coding region: 21-1463 (480 amino acids)
Biological process (GO): SRP-dependent cotranslational protein targeting to membrane, translocation; post-translational protein targeting to membrane, translocation
Cellular component (GO): membrane; Sec61 translocon complex
Molecular function (GO): ribosome binding; transmembrane protein transporter activity; signal sequence receptor activity
Source: RefSeq, a predicted model, not a curated record
AUUUGUAUUAUUCAUAUCGGAUGAUUAGCAAGAUGGCUAAAGGUUUUCGGUUCUUAAACUUAAUCAAGCCUAUUAUGCCCAUUCUCCCCGAGAUACGGACGCCAACAAGAAAGGUGCCAUUCAAGGAGAUGUUGAUGUGGACGGGUGUUUCUCUCUUUGUAUUCCUCGUGUGUUGUCAAAUUCCAAUCUAUGGAGCAGUGACAAACAAGUCUUCAGAUCCAUUUUAUUGGAUGAGAGUUAUUUUAGCUUCUAACAGAGGUACCCUUAUGGAAUUGGGUAUAUCGCCCAUUGUGACUUCGUCUAUGGUAAUGCAAUUAUUGGCUGGUUCGAAGAUAAUCGACGUUGAUCAGUCAUUAAAAGAAGAUAGAGAUCUAUAUCAGGCUGCAGAAAAAUUGUUUGGACUGUUAGUCACGCUCGGUGAGGCUGUGGCAUAUGUAGUGAGCGGUAUGUAUGGUCCAGUUUCUGAGAUUGGCAUUUUUAAGAGUACCGUAAUCAUCUUACAGCUAUUUAUGGCGGGUGUAAUUGUUAUAUUGUUUGAUGAAAUGUUGCAAAAGGGUUAUGGAUUAGGCUCGGGAAUAUCGCUUUUUAUUGCCACUAACAUAUGUGAGACCAUUCUGUGGAAGGCUUUUAGUCCAACUACGAUUAGUACAGAUAAGGGAACUGAAUUUGAAGGUGCUUUGAUAUCCCUAUUCUACUGUUUCUUCACUAAAGGUAACAAAUUGUCGGCCUUCAGGGAUGCAUUUUAUCGUUCACAUGCUCCAAAUGUGACGAACCUCCUUGCUACGGCUCUUAUUUUCACAAUAGUAAUAUACCUUCAAGGUUUUAGGGUCGAUCUUCCAAUAAAGUAUCAAAAUAUGAGGGGACAAAGAAGUACUUAUCCUAUAAAGUUGUUUUAUACCUCGAACAUUCCCAUUAUUCUGCAAACUGCACUCGUUUCGAAUUUGUAUUUCUUUUCUCAACUUAUAUAUAGGAGGUUUAAAAAUAAUCUCUUUGCUAAUAUUUUGGGACAAUGGCAAGAAACGGAGCAUGGAUCAUCAGUUCCCGUCGGAGGUAUCGCAUACUAUAUUUCCCCGCCGAUUAACUUUAAGGAAAUAAUAAACGAUCCCAUCCACACUUUAGUCUACAUUACUUUUGUUUUGGUAUCCUGUGCUGUUUUUUCUAAGACAUGGAUUGAGAUAUCUGGUUCAUCGGCCAAGGACGUUGCCAGGCAACUAAGAGAUCAAAGAAUCGGGAUGGUGGGUUACCGUGAUUCGCCGCCGUCUUUAACUAAGGUAUUCGGUAGAUAUAUUCCCACUGCAGCUGCAUUCGGUGGAAUGUGUAUCGGAGCUUUGACUAUUCUUGCGGAUUUUCUGGGGGCUCUAGGAAGUGGGACUGGUAUUUUACUUGCCGUAACCAUCAUUUAUCAGUACCAUGAGAUGAUGGCGAAAGAGCAAGAAAGAAGCGGUUCCCUAAUGUACACAUGAUAAAACCUAUAAUUUA